AUGAAACAAAGAAUUAGUGGUCUGGAUUUGAAGCUUUUGGCUAAAGAAUUAAAAGAAUCUUUGGUAUCUUACAGAUUGACAAAUAUCUAUAAUGUGGCCGAUUCAAGUAAACAAUUCUUGCUGAAAUUUGGUAAACCUGACUCCAAAUUGAAUGUCGUUGUAGACAGUGGUUCUAAGAUUCAUACCACCACAUUCACUAGGCACACCCCAGAAGCUCCCUCUGGCUUUGUUUCCAAAUUAAGAAAACAUUUAAAAAGUAAGCGUUUGACUGCAUUAAGACAGAUUCCAAAUGACAGAAUCCUGGUAUUCCAAUUUGCAGAUGGGCUUUAUUAUUUAGUUCUAGAGUUUUUUAGUGCCGGUAAUGUUAUGUUACUUGAUGAGAACCAAAAUAUAUUGAGUCUACAAAGAAUUGUCUCCGAGCAUGAGAAUAAAGUCGGAGAGAAGUACGAAAUGUUUGAUAGUUCGUUAUUCCAUUCCGAAACAACUGAAGAUAUAGAAACUGUUCAGUUCUCAACUGAAUUAGUAUCAUCAUGGUUGAAAGAAAUAGAAGAAGAACAGAAUAUAACGUCUAGUAUUACAACUGUUACUUCUGAGAAAAAGAAAAAAAAGAAAGUUUCGAUUCAUAAAUUAUUAUUAAGGAAGCAACCCCAAUUGUCGUCCGACUUACUUUCGAAUAAUUUGAAAAAGACUGGGAUUGAGCCAUCUACUCGGUGUCUUGAGUUUUUAGGUAAAGAACAAGAGAUUUCUACACUUCUGACCGAAACGCAAGAUGAGUAUAUCCAAUUAAUAAAAGAAAAAGAAAGAUGUGGAUAUAUUGUUGCUCAAAAGAACAAGAAUUUUGAUUCUGAGAAACACGACCAAGAGCUUGAAUUUAUAUACGAAAACUUCCAUCCAUUCAAACCCUUUAUAGAGGAAAAAGAAUUGGACAAAUUUCGUGUUAUCGAAAUAGCAGGUGAAUAUAAUAGAACUGUAGACACCUUUUUUUCUACUAUCGAGUCAAAUAAAUUGGCUUUGAGGAUCCAGAGUCAAGAGGCCCAAGCACAAAAGAGAAUCGAUGAUGCACGGUCAGCAAACGAAAUGAAAAUUAAGGCAUUAACUGAUAUCCAGUCAUCCAAUGAACACAAGGCCGAACUUAUCAUCAACAAUGCAGAUUUGGUAGAACAAGCAAAGGCAGCUGUACAAAAUUUAAUUGAUCAACAGACAGAUUGGAGCACAAUUGAAAAGUUGAUUCAAAGUGAACAGAAGAAAGGAAAUAAGAUUGCAAAAAUGAUAGAAGUUCCAUUAAUGCUUAAAAAGAAUAAAAUCAAUGUCAGACUUCCCUUAGAAAAUACAUUAGAUGAAUCAAGUGUAGCUAUAUACGACAGGGAAUUAUCUGAUUCUAGUGACAGUAGUGACAGUAGUGAAUCAUCCGACUCAUCCGACUCAUCCGAUUCCGAUUCCGACUCUGAUUCUAGUUCCCAUAGGAAUACUAAGAAAUCAAAAAUCAGACGUAAAAUCAAAAGUACUACAGCCCAAACUGCGACCGUUACUAUUGAUUUAGGACUGUCCGCAUAUGCCAACGCUUCUCAAUACUUUACUGUCAAAAAGACAGGUGCUGAGAAACAAAAAAAGGUUGAGAAGAAUCUCGAGAAGGCUAUGAAGAACAUUGAAGUCAAAAUUGACCAACAAUUGAAGAAAAAGAUGAAGGAAACACAUAAAGUGUUAAAAAAAAUUAGAACACCAUACUUUUUUGAGAAGUAUAACUGGUUUAUUUCAAGUGAGGGAUUCCUUGUAUUGCAUGGGAAAAGUCCACUUGAAACUGAUCAGAUAUACAGUAGGUUUAUUGAGGAUAAAGAUGUUUUUAUGUCAAAUAAUUUCAAUACUCAUGUCUGGAUUAAAAAUCCUGAUAAAACUGAAAUACCACCCAACACGUUAAUGCAGGCAGGAGUAUUCUGCAUGUCGACUAGUGCAGCUUGGUCUAAAAAGGUGUCUUCCUCUGCUUGGUGGUGCUACGCUGAAAAUGUGUCCAAAUUCGAUGAUCAUGAUGGCGUUCUUCCUAGUGGUGUAUAUAGAAUUAAAAGGGAGUUAGAGAAAAAUGAACUAUCUCCCUCUCAAUUAAUUAUGGGUAUAGCAUUCCUGUGGAAAAUAAGAAGCGACGAAUCAGUUCCUGAUGCGGACGAUGGUGUAACUUCUGUUCCUGGGUUAGACGAAACCGUAAACCCAACUAAGAAAACUGAUCUUGAUAAUGAAAUCCCAAGUAAGAUCAAAGAGGAAAACAUACUGUCUUUGACAGAAAUGGAUGUUGAGAAUGCGAAUGACUUCUCAAAUUUAACACCAAACGAAAGUGAGUUUGCCUUACCUAAGGAGGGUGAGCUGACCAGUAUUCCUAGAGAAGAAAAUGACACGAAAACUAUUGCCACUACUACUAUUUCGAAAAUGUCCAAAGGCGUUCGUGGUAAGAAAGGUAAAUUAAAGAAGAUGCAACGUAAGUAUGCCGAUCAAGAUGAUGAAGAACGUUUAAUGAGAUUAGAUGUCCUUGGAACACUAAAAGGUAUCGAGAGACAGGAAGAGAAGGAGCGGACUGAAACGUUAAAGCAAGAAGAAAGGGAGUAUAAGAAGGCACAACGUGAGAAGCAGAUAGAGAAACAAGUAUUACAGUUUUCGUCCAACGAAAAAGUACAUGCUAACUACCAUAAUUUCAAAGAUCAACUGAAACCCUCAUUGACGUACGGUGAUGAUGUGGUCGAUGUUAUACCAGUAUUCGCACCCUGGUCUGCUCUCCUGAAAUAUAAAUACAAAGUUAAAAUUCAACCUGGGAGUGCAAAGAAGACAAAAUCUAUGACAGAAGUGUUGCGUUAUUUCAUGGGCCGAAAUAUUGACAAUAAGUCAGAAGAUAAGGAAACGGAUUGGCCAAUUGAACAUAAAUUAAUAAAGAGUAUUAACGAGAGCGAUUUAAUUCCACUUCUCUGCGUUGAUAAACUUAACUUAUCUCUUCCUAACAGUAACAAAACUAAAACUAACUCCAAGGGAGCUCCAAAAAAGCAAAAAUCAGGGAAGAAAUCGAAAAAGAGAAUGUGA
This is a messenger RNA of Maudiozyma barnettii, 3057 nucleotides long. It is a transcript of the gene RQC2, whose product is annotated as Rqc2p. Gene Ontology annotation, molecular function: tRNA binding; ribosomal large subunit binding. Lineage: Eukaryota; Fungi; Ascomycota; Saccharomycetes; Saccharomycetales; Saccharomycetaceae. The transcript has a single exon. Bases 1 to 3057 code for a protein of 1018 amino acids. The record is from RefSeq and is a predicted model, not a curated record. Gene Ontology annotation, cellular component: RQC complex. Gene Ontology annotation, biological process: ribosome-associated ubiquitin-dependent protein catabolic process; rescue of stalled cytosolic ribosome.